AUGGAGGGCGCCGGGAGCAGGACGGGCAGCGGGAACAGGUCCCUGGAGGACUGCCGCCUGGACGAGGACGAAGACGCCUUCCAGGCGCUGGGCGAGGAGGACGAGGACAUCGACCAGUUCAACGAUGACACGUUCGGCUCCGGCGCCGUCGACGACGACUGGCAGGAGGCGCACGAGCGGCUGGCCGAGCUGGAGGACAAGGCGGCCGCGGGCGCGGAGCGGGACGGCGACGGCGGCGACCCGCUGGGCGAGCACGAGGACACGCUGGCGGAGCGGCUCACGCGGCUCGUGAUCGAGAGCGAGCUGGAGGACCCGGCCGUCAUGCGGGCCGUGCAGACCAGGACGCCCGCGCAGCCGCCGGCAGGGCUCCACUCCGGCCUCUGGGACGGCUCGGCCGUGCUGCGGCGCAUGCGGGCGCCGCUCCUCGCGCAGGAGAUGCCCCCGGUGUCCGUGCUGGACUACGCUCUGCCUCCGAGAGCGCCGCAGAACCGCGAGGAGGAGCGGGACCCGUCGGAGCGGGCGCUGCCGCGGCGCUCCUCGUCCCCGGUCAUCGGGAGCCCGCCGGUGCGCGCCGUGCCCAUCGGCACCCCUCCCAAGCAGGCCGCCGUGCCCGGCUUCAACCAGCAGAUCCUCUGCCCGAAGCCUGUCCACAUCCGGGCCAGCAUGCAGCAGCGCUACCCCGCUGCCUACGGCGAGAGGAUGUCCCCCAACCAGCUCUGCAGCGUCCCGAAUUCCUCCCUCCUGGGCCACCCGUUCCCCCACAGCGUCUCUCCCGUCCUCAGCCACCUGCAGAGAGCGCAGCUGCUCGGAGGCGCCCAGGCCGGCCGAAUGUCUCCCAGCCAGUUUGCCCGCGUCUCGGGCCUCGUGGGGAGCCCCCUUCCCUCCGUGAACCCCAAGCUGCUGCAGGGCAGGGUUGGGCAGAUGAUGUCCCCGGCCAGCGGGUUCCGUGCCUUCUUCGGGGCUCCCGCCGCCUCGCAGCCCCCGCCGGGCCCCGGGUGCCACCUGCAGAGCCUCAGGCCGCCGGCGCAGAUGUUCCGGCCGGACACCACGCACCUGCACCCGCAGCACCGGCGCCUGCUGCACCAGCGGCAGCAGCAGAACCGCAGCCAGCAGCGCGGCCUCAACGGCGCCGCGGGCGACCGAGGGGGCCACCGGAGCGGCCCCCAGGAGCAGCCGCGCAAAGACCCCUACGCCAACCUCAUGCUGCAGCGGGAGAAGGACUGGGUCUCCAAGAUCCAGAUGAUGCAGCUGCAGAGCACUGACCCCUACCUGGAUGACUAUUACUACCAGAAUUACUUCCAGAAGCUGGAGAAGCUGUCAGCGGCCGAGGAAGUGCAGGGCGAUGGUCCCAAAAAGGAACGCACUAAGCUCAUCACGCCYCAGGUGGCGAAGCUGGAGCACACCUACAAGCCAGUGCAGUUCGAGGGCUCGCUGGGGAAGCUGACCGUCUCCAGCGUCAAUAACCCCCGCAAGAUGAUCGACGCCGUCGUCACCUCCCGCAGCGAGGACGAUGAGACCAAGGAGAAGCAGGUUCGAGACAAGCGGCGCCAGACGCUGGUCACCAUUGAGAAGACCUACAGCCUCCUCCUGGACGUGGAGGACUACGAGAGGCGCUACCUGCUGAGCCUGGAGGGCGAGCGGCCGGCGCUGGUGGGCGAGAGGAAGCAGAAGAUCUGCGACAUGUACGACAAUCUGAGGGGGAAGGCGCCCGGGCAGGAGAGGCCSAGCGACGACCAUUUCGUACAGAUCAUGUGCAUCCGCAAGGGGAAGCGCCUCGUGGGCCGCAUYGUCCCCUUGCUGUCGCCGGAGCAAGCGGCCGACGUGCUCCUGGCCACGGCCCGCAACCUGCCCUUCCUCAUCAAGAAGGACGCUCAGGACGAGGUGCUGCCCUGCCUGCUGCGGCCCUUCUCGCACGUGCUCUACCACCUCCCGCUGGCGACGCUCACCAGCCUCGCGCAGCAGCUCACCAACCUACCUCAGAGCGGCAGCGCCAACCCGCACCUCGCUGCCGUGCUCCAAAACAAGUUCGGCCUGUCCCUGCUGUACCUGGUGCUGAGCCGCGGCGAGGAGCUGCAGAGCGCGGACGGCGCCGCGGAGCUGCUGCGGGACAACGCGUGGACGGAGCUCGUGCUGCUGGCGACGCGGGAGCUGCUGCGCGCGCCGCCCGCCGCCGUGGCCAAGCCGCUCGCCGCCCCCGCCAACCUGCUCGCCCUCCUCUCCCGCUACGUGGACCCGCAGAAGCUCAACGCACUGCAGACGAAAUUGCAGUAA
Molecule: messenger RNA, 2271 nt
Organism: Nothoprocta perdicaria
Lineage: Eukaryota; Metazoa; Chordata; Aves; Tinamiformes; Tinamidae
Gene: PATL1
Product: PAT1 homolog 1, processing body mRNA decay factor
Exons: 18
Coding region: 1-2271 (756 amino acids)
Biological process (GO): P-body assembly; deadenylation-dependent decapping of nuclear-transcribed mRNA
Cellular component (GO): P-body
Molecular function (GO): RNA binding
Source: RefSeq, a predicted model, not a curated record